Molecule: messenger RNA, 754 nt
Organism: Trichobilharzia szidati
Lineage: Eukaryota; Metazoa; Platyhelminthes; Trematoda; Strigeidida; Schistosomatidae
Source: the annotation of a GenBank genome assembly
GUUAGCUUUCAAUCAUGCUGAAGUGACAGAUCUCCGGGGAAUGAAAUUUAACAAUGGUAUUAUAUAUACAGUAAAACAAGUCAAUCUGCCACCACAAGGCGAUAUUCUCAGGAUAGUUAAACAAAAACCAGAAGCUCAGACAAUUUCUGCAAAACUUACUGCGACGAAUUUCCGAGAAGAAUUACGUCAACAUGCACCAAAUGUUCUAUUUCUUGCACCAAUCGAUAUGGGCUGGAAGACUAGAGAUGUUGAAAAUAGUUACACAGAAGAACAAACUCGAAAGCUUUUACAAUUACAUACUAUACCACAUGAAUUUUUCGGUGGGAAUGAUGGUUUUAUUGAACGUGGAAGUGUUCUUGAAGUUGAAUCACUACUAUCCUCUGAUACGCCAGGAAAUAAAGUGAAAUUAUUGAUUAAACGUACUCCAGAUGGAAAUACAUUUAUUGGUCAUAAAGACUUACAAGAAAAUCUAUGGUCUAUGGUGCUGGAUUGGAAUCGAGUUGGAGAAGACGGUGUAGUCUGGUUCAUAGAUUGGCCAAUGAGAUGUCCAGAACGAUUGUGUUAAUAUUAUAUGAACAUAGUACCUAGAAAAUUAUUAUGAUUAACAUUACUAAUAGUUUAUCGAAAACUCAGUUUUUGUUAAACCAUUUCUUAUUUCUCCGAAAAUGAAACAAACAAACGACAAUAUUAUUAAAAAAUCUUAGGAUAUUAGUUGGGUUUACUUGAAACUGAAAUACAAAUAUUUUAAGGAACA